AUGGCGGAAGGCAACGACAAGAGCUCAAACCCCAUGCGCGAGCUGCGCAUCGACAAGCUCGUCCUGAACAUCUCCGUUGGCGAGUCUGGCGAUCGUCUCACUCGUGCCGCAAAGGUGCUGGAACAAUUGUCCGGUCAAACUCCCGUUUACAGCAAAGCCCGUUACACUGUCCGAUCUUUUGGUAUCCGCCGUAACGAGAAAAUUGCUGUGCACGUUACUGUGCGAGGACCCAAGGCCGAAGAAAUCCUCGAGCGUGGCCUCAAGGUCAAGGAAUACGAACUUCGCCGCAAGAACUUCAGCGAAACUGGCAAUUUCGGUUUUGGUAUCUCCGAACACAUCGAUUUAGGUAUCAAGUACGAUCCGGCUAUUGGUAUUUACGGAAUGGAUUUCUACUGCUGUAUGUCACGACCGGGUGCAAGGGUUGCCAGACGGAGACGUUGCAAGACCAAGAUUGGCCGGAGCCACCAGGUCAGCAAAGACGAUACGAUCAAAUGGUUCAAGACUCGUUUCGAAGGCAUUGUCCGAUAA
Molecule: messenger RNA, 528 nt
Organism: Rhinocladiella mackenziei CBS 650.93
Lineage: Eukaryota; Fungi; Ascomycota; Eurotiomycetes; Chaetothyriales; Herpotrichiellaceae
Product: 60S ribosomal protein L11
Exons: 2
Coding region: 1-528 (175 amino acids)
Biological process (GO): translation
Cellular component (GO): cytosolic large ribosomal subunit; ribosome
Molecular function (GO): structural constituent of ribosome; RNA binding
Source: RefSeq, a predicted model, not a curated record